Molecule: messenger RNA, 751 nt
Organism: Phalaenopsis equestris
Lineage: Eukaryota; Viridiplantae; Streptophyta; Magnoliopsida; Asparagales; Orchidaceae
Product: probable cellulose synthase A catalytic subunit 2 [UDP-forming]
Exons: 1
Coding region: 94-609 (171 amino acids)
Biological process (GO): cellulose biosynthetic process; plant-type primary cell wall biogenesis
Cellular component (GO): plasma membrane; trans-Golgi network
Molecular function (GO): cellulose synthase (UDP-forming) activity
Source: RefSeq, a predicted model, not a curated record
ACUGUACUUCUACUUCAAUUACAGAUCAGCAACUUCGCCAGUAUUUGGUUCAUCUCCCUCUUCCUUUCCAUCUUCGCAACUGGAAUCUUAGAGAUGAGAUGGAGCGGCGUCGGCAUAGAUGAAUGGUGGAGAAAUGAACAGUUUUGGGUCAUCGGUGGCGUCUCUGCCCAUCUUUUCGCUGUUUUUCAAGGUCUUCUCAAAGUGCUCGCUGGCAUCGACACGAACUUUACCGUGACUUCUAAGGCUUCAGAUGAGGAAGGAGAUUUUACAGAGCUCUACAUGUUCAAAUGGACCACACUCUUGAUACCGCCAACAACUCUUUUGAUCAUUAACCUAGUCGGAAGCGUUGCGGGAAUAUCUUAUGCCAUUAACAGUGGUUAUCAGUCUUGGGGACCUCUAUUCGGCAAGCUCUUCUUCGCCUUCUGGGUGAUCGUUCAUCUUUACCCAUUCCUAAAAGGUUUAAUGGGCCGGCAGAAUCGAACCCCAACAAUUGUUGUGGUUUGGUCUAUUCUUCUUGCCUCGAUCUUCAGCCUGUUGUGGGUUCGAAUUGACCCUUUCACCACCAGAGUUACGGGUCCAGAUGUGCAGCAGUGUGGGAUCAAUUGCUAGAGAGAGUAAAUCAUGGUUCAACGUGGGUAAGAUUGAAAUUUAGAUUUUAUUUAAUUGUCUCAUGUUGGUGCUGCUUGUUCAUUAUUGCUUCAAUGUAUAUUUAGAGCUAGAACAAGUGUUCUAUUUUAGUAGAUUAUCUAUU